AUGGGGGAAACAAAAGGGAAAAAGAUAGGUACCUUACGUUGUCGUGGGUUGAAGCCUCCUGUAAUCAGGGGCUAUGCCGCCGCGUUCGGUUACUGGUUUAGAACGUUUGGGCACACCGAACAAUAUAGCGAAGCCAUUAUCACGGCUGAAGAUGGUUCUCAACAGGUUAUCCCAAAGGGAAAUCCGAUGUCUUCGCCUGGUAAGCUAUAAAAUUACCUUCCUUUUUCUAAUUUAAUCCAAAAAUUUUUUUGUUAUUUUUUAUAACGUUAAGCCUAUGUAAGUAUGGAUUCCUUGUCACACUUUUGCCUCAUGGUCAACUCCUUAAUUCUGAAUAUAAUGUGAUCAAAACAUGCAAAAUCACCACCCUUCAUCACUACUAUAUGUUUUAUCAUUACAAAAUACAUAUACAAUAACUAACUAAACUUCUCCCCUUUUCAAAAACUAGUCAGAGAUUUCAACAGAUCUUUAUUUUAAUGGAAACUUCUAGCGAUGAUCCUUAUUCUACUGUUGUGUUUUAUCUUGUUUUUGAUAUUUUGUUGGUAAAAUAAAUUGGUGUCAAAAUUGAAGCUAUCUGAUUUAAACAGUUCAAGGUAUCAUCCACCCUCAAGUACCUUCCUCGCGUAGAUUGGCGCUGGCGGUUUUGCUUUUAACAAAUUAAUACCCCCAUAAACCGUACAUUUUCUGAAUGCUUAAUAGUUCCAGAUUAUUGCUUAUUUCUUUUAAAAAAUCAAAAUAUUAACGAAAUUUAGAAAUGAGAAACUUUUUGUGAAAGUGGGUGUUACUGUGAAUUUAAGUCCAGUCCAGCCAAAAUUAACGGAAGAAGCCAAUUAAGAACGCAUUCGCUUCUUAACACGUUUGGCUGAAAAACCAUGUCUCAGAUUUUUGUCAAGUGCGUUUGUUCUGUGUUAUAAGCAGGUGAAGUUAAGGAUAGCAAAUCGUUAGUACUACCUGUGAAAAAAAAAAUACUCCAACUUGAAAACGAAAAAAGAAAUCAAAAUUCGCAGGCAAGGUUUUUAGAAAAACUAUCUGACAGUAAGUUGGCCAAAUUUCAGCCAAAUUGGUGUAGGGGUUGCUGACUUGGAGUUUAAAACGCGUACCCUCAACUUGCCCUGAUUUUCUUUUGAGAAAACAGUGGAAAAAGGUUUUUGGCGGCGUAUUACCCAUGACGAGAUUAUAACAGAUUAUAACAACAAAGCUGUCAAUGUUGACGCAUACCAGAGAAGAAACAAAAAUAGUGACACAGCAGGAAAAGUUGAAAACGAAACCCAACAACAGAUGGACAAUUUAUUUCAAAGGCUCUGCUCUGUUCGAUCCUUUCUGUUUUCGAGAAAGCUUCAUUAGUUAUUUGCAACGGGUAGUUUUCAUUUUCGCACCAAACAAGCCAAGUUGAGCCGAGCCCACUUUUACUCGAUACAUUUUUUAAAAGUUCGACACUUCCCUGGAAAAUUCGACAGCAAACCGCUUCCUGGAGUUGUUCUUAAAGCUUUUUUCCCGCUACAAUAGACUUUCAAAACAGUACUUCGUCCGAUUUUUAUAUGGCGUGGGACCUCUCGUGACUUUGUCUCUUGCUUGGCUGCUUCGCGGCCUAAAAAGCUCGCUCCGCUCGCUAAUGAACUCGCGAAACUCUAUUCCGCGGUAGUUUCAAUGGGUUUUUCAGGAGCUUUGUCAUCUUUUAGCCAUUCUCAUUGAUGGUAGUAGGAGCCCUUGUCGCUCUCUGCUAAUUUCGAAGCCCACUCUUUGGCGGCAAAACAAUUUUGUUGUCUUCUUUUGUGGAGUCGAGAACGAAAACAGACGAGCUCUUUUUUCUUCUUUGGAGGCAUUCACUUUCAAAAUCCAGGGAAAAACAGUGAGUACUAUACUUGUAAACCACGAUUUCUGUCAAAUUGCGUUAUUAGCUUGGUUCAACAGCGGCACGCGUAUUAAGUAUGAGAGGACUUGUCAACGAUCAAUUAAAAUAAUUAGCGUAGAAAAAACUUUUGCGCUCCAUAAUUCUGCACAGAAAAAACGUUUUUUCGUGGAUUUUUUUUUUAUUAGAAAGCUGUUGAUGAGCUCAAUUUAAUAGUCUAAAAAUUGCAAAAUUAUUUAGAAAAGUGAUGAUUUUUUUACCCUGAAUGAUACCUUAAUAAUUAUUGUGAUAAGGAAGUUCAUCAAGUAAUAGAUAGACCAUAGUGUUAAAUUUGAAUCAUAACCACUGAAUUUAAUUCAAAUCCUAGUUCAAUAGAAAUUUAAUUCAAUAACCAAAAUAUGUUGCUUCAUGACAAUGGCCCCUGAUUUUGCUAUGUAAAUUGUGGCUUGAUAAUCAAUGAAGAAAUGCAUCCAUGAAAAUGUGCCUUUAAAAAACUUGUACAAGGUUUUCCUGUCCUUGAAAGAUGAGCCAAUCUGGUUAGGCAUGUGAAGUUUUUGUGAAUGAAUGAUUACUGAAGAACUGUUAUCAGCUAUUUAGUCUUAUGUUGAUGGUCUAAUUUUCUUGUUUAAAAUUUUAAUGCUGUGCAUGUUCAUUUUCAAAUUUAUUUGAUAAUUAUUUUUGAUAAUCAACUGGGUUAGGACUGUUAAUUGUUAUUUAAUGUAUGUGUAAGUCAUCGUUAUUGUCAUGUCAGUUACUGAGAAUAGUCCUCUUAGGACUACACCAAACCAGAUUCUUCGUGCCACAACCUAUGACAUGAUGCCUGAGUGUUCAAACAUUAAUUUUAGGUUGAAUUUAUUUCUUUUGUAUGCUCAAAUGACCACUGGAGGAACUUACUUUGUUCUGAUUUUUCUCUCGGUAAUAGUAUCUCAGGGUUUUACCAUCUUACACUGAAGUAUGAUGCUUGGGCAAAUUGUAGCAAAUUUAUAGCCCUUUCUCCAUUCACCAAUAAAUCCUCACAAUGAAGGGAUUUUGAUUGUAUUAUUUUCAUGCUUGUCACUAAUUCUUGGAUUUUUGGGAUUGUGUUUUAGCUGUUACUCAGACCAUGAAGCAGCUGGUGAAAAGAGCAAAGAGACCCACUGCUAGGGAUACGCGGCAUGGGAGAGUGCCUUAUGAGCCUAAGAAGGCUCCACCCUUUACAAUUCAGCAGAUGUUGCGUAUGCGUGCAUACUGUUUAAAUACAAUCGAGGUAAUCACGACUCAAGUUUAAAUCCUCUUGACCCUGCUUGUAAAUGGCUAACAGGCUGCCUCCUGCUAGUUAGGGUUCUUUUAUUUUAUUAUGUACCCAUUUGAAUUUCCUGUGUACUGGUUUAAAGUUAUUUUAAGUGGAGGGAUGCCUGUAAGUUACAAUCGGCUACAAAAUUGUUGAGACAUUGUACUAACUAAAGAUAGGGUAACUUCAGAGAACAAAAGAGUCCAAAAACCUCCCCCCUCCCUUCCAUUCAAAGUUGGGGUGUUUGAUGUUUUCUAUAGCUAGUUUGAACAGCGGCACAACAUUGCAUGGAGGGAUGGGGAGGAAAAGCUUUAUUCUCUUUUUUGAAGUCGGUAAAAAAUCAAAAAGCCCCUUUUGGUUGAGGUGUCUCAACUGCAUUUCCAUGUGAAACAAAACAUGUAUCAUUUUACGGCUGAUAGAUUUUAAAAUGAUGAAGAUAAAUUAAAGACCUUGCAGUGAGUUGACUCAAUGGAAUGUGGCAAGGAUCUCUUUCAGCAGAGAGGGAGGUUCAGGUUAUCCCAUGUUUUUCCCUUUUGGAAAAUUCUGUUAUUUAUCUGGUUAGCCAAAGAUCUUACUUUAGAAGAACCACAAUAUAACAAAUGGCAAUGAGGAUGUGUAGUAAAAUAGUUUUCAUGUCUAGUUUAAAAAGUUUUAUAAAGGUUGGUCAUAUUCAUAUAUUUCACUAUUGUUUGUGCAAGGAAUAUUGAGGACUUAUAUAGAGGUCAAAUUAAAAGGUACACUACAGGAGGCAAACAACGUCUGUUUAAUUGACUUUGCCAUUGCCGAAAGUGAUAGCCAAAGUGUACCUAGUGAAUGUCAUUUCGAGUAGCCAGAAAAAUGUAACAGCCAGGAUUAAUUAUGAAAGUAAUUUAAUGAUCAUUUAAUUAUUUAUUUUAGUGAUAGCUAAUAAUUUAACACAAGCUUUUAAAGCCUCUCGAGCCUUAAAGGGAAGGUGUGUUAGAAUCAAUAUUGAUUUUACCUGAAGAUUCCGCAUCUCACUCAGCACCUUGAUUGAGAUGAAAUUCUUACAUAAAAUGUAAAGGUGGUUUUCCAGGUUUCACUUCAUCUGAUCUGUUUUAAAACUAGCUUAAAGAAUUUGUCAGGUAUUUUUAUUUCAUGUUCACUUCCCUGUAAGGCAAGUUAACAGCAAAAUUCAUUAGCCUGACGUCAAAAUCUGUUUGUCAUAUUAUAUUAAUUAAUGCUUGUUUUAUUUACUACCUAUUAAAUUAUGAUAUAACAUAUUUAUAUAAUUUUUUUUCAGGGAUUACGAGGUUUAUGGUUGUGGACCAUAACUUUGUUCUCUUUUGCUCUGUUCCUAAGAGGGGAGGAACCUCUCCGACUGAAGGUUAAGAACCUGAGGUUACCAGCCAAUUUCAAUUCAGGUAUUGAAAGUUGUAUAUUCUAGGUUGUCUUUCAUAAACAAACAAAUGGUUAAAAAGUUAACUUCUGUCACCUUUAUUUGGCUGUUUUAUGUUAAGUGGUCACCCUGUAUUAGGUAGUCUCACUCACAGCCGCUUUUGUCUUGACUCAUUGAAUGUUCCUCCCCAACAUAUGGCAACUCACACUCGAUUCACAUGUCAUUGCUUUCCAAUAUUGUUUUAUCAACCCACAGAAAUGACCAAUCAUUUAUUAUCAAACUGAAAAUGACAUCAGUUUACCGCAUUUUGGUGCAAAGAAUGUGCUUGGCCCUGUGAUUUCCAGUUUUAUCACAGGUGUUAGCUACGAUGGGCCAGGUUCAGUUUUGAUUCAUAAACACUGAUUGUAGAAUCAUGGCAAAACUGAAAGACACAUUUAGCACUGAAAUGGGUGACUUCAAACUGUACAGUGCUUGGCAUAUAAAAGCUGGAAUAAUUUGACGUAUAGGGGCAGUACAUUCUGAGGAGUCGCUGAAUAAUCAUUAUUAUACAGAUCACUAGGCUAGCUACCAGUCAAUGUCUCCUGAUUUUUUUACUUUUGUCCCAUUCCAUUUUAUUUUAUUUUAUUUCAUAAUCUGUAGGGGAGCCAAUUACAAUUCCAAAACGUAUUGAGGUGAAAAUACCAUGGUCUAAAGCAGAUAGAAAGGCCAAAGGUAUGUAUAUUAGUACUUAUCGAAUUAUUUCUUCUUUUUUUUGUAUGUUGUGUGUAGGGGCACAUGCUAACCAUCUUCACCUUCUAGCAUUAUAUUUCAACUCACCAAUGGCUUGCUCUCAGCUGGCUCAAUUAUUGCAAACAAGGUCGUGCCAGUUAAGAUCCUGAUCACCUCUGAAUUUUUCAGCUUUCUUUUUCACAACUGUUUAAUUGAGUUGUGAACAUAACUGCAAUGCUAGGGAUCUUCACUUGUUAAAUCUUUCUUCCACUGUUUCAAUAUUAUGAAGUCCCUAAAUUCACUUUGGUUUUUUGUUCCUUUUUUUUCUUUUCGUUUCAAAUUUUCCAACGAUGCUAACUGGUACAGUGGAACCCUGCUCUCAAAUAUCUGCUUCAUACAGAUGCAGACAGUUUUGGUUGUCCUGAUGAAACACUCAUGUUGUCUGUAAAAGUAACCUGCUUAUGUGCACAGGUUAAUAUGGACAACUGACACCUUUUUCUACCCAAAACACAAAAUAUAAAUUCUCAUAUUACCUCAACCUUGCUUUUUUAUGGACACUGUUCAUUUGCGAACUAUGUGUGAUUAAUUUUCUUACCAGUGCAGUGUGCAAAGGAAGUAGUGUCCGAUAGCCCUGAGGCUAGUGAAUUUUGCCAUUGGGCUGCCAAAUUCUGUUCUUAACUUGCCCGAUGGGGAAGUGAAGUAUUUUGGGAAUUCAAAUUACAGAAGAACUGUGAAAUCAAUUCUGCUCAUCAAAACGUUUUGGGGCCUAAUUGAAAUAAUGUUUGGGCUAGCACAUGCUUAACCUGCAUCUUGCCCAAAUGGUAAGCUGUAAAACUGAGUUUCUUUGCAUCCUUUCAUUGAGUGAAAACCUAACAAUCUCAGCUGAAAUCUUUUCAAUAGUUCUGUCUAAUGUGCAGUCCAUCUGGCUGAGUCACAGACUAAAAGGAUCAGUUCAAAGCUGCUGUAUUUUAAGGCAAAUACAUUUUGAAGUUUUUAUUUUUUAGCUAUUGAGUCUUUUAACCAUGAUAAAUGAUAUGAGGUAUCUUUAGAAAUAACUUGUACUUCAGUUACAGUUACAAAUUUAAGCAACGUUUUCUCCAUAGCCUUGUAAACAUGUGUGAGGAUUUUUUCUGACAGCCCCCUUCAAUGUGGACACCUAAAUUAAUAAUACCGGUGACAUAUCUUCUUGGUGUCCAUAUCAAACAGGUGGUACUGUAUUACUCUCUUUUGGUGGAAGGGUUCAUACUGAAGGCCUCACUUUUUUAAAGGCCCGUUAUGGUAUUAAAUUUCAAAACGUUUGAUUUCAGGAGUUACACUUACCCUGUGGAGCAACCCAUUAUGUAAGGAGUUGUGUCCUGUGAGAGCCAUCAUUGCUUGGUUACUUGUAGCAGGUCUGUGAUUUCAAAACGAAAUGCUUCUUGUGGCCACUUUCAUAAGCGUCCAGCUCUAGUUAUAACCUUUUCUAUAGUGAUCAACCCUGCUCACACAUCACAGAUAGGUUCAGACUCAUCUGCAUAACCAUCAUAAUAUCCAAUUCCAGUAAUUACCAAGUAGACAUUUCCUUUGCUUUCAGCUCGCUAUUUCUGCCCACCUUGCAAACUCGUGCAUCAGGAGUAACAUAUUAUCUUUAUGAGCUUGAUAUUCUAGAUAAGUUAGAGGUUGUUUUGAAUUGGAUGAAGUUGUUAAGUUUGUGUUGCAAGGUGCAUUUAAUUAUUUAUAUGUAUAUAUAAAAUUAUGUUGGACCUUAUGUAUGAUUUUGUUAUCCCUUGUAACUUUCCAGAUAUUCGUAGUGGUUACCUCUUCCCAAGGAUUUGCAAAAACAACCUUACAUCUUUGCGAAACAGUGCUCGUGGUGUUACCACCUACAGGAAAACAUUUGUUGAGGUAUAAAUAAAUAAUAAUUUUGAUAUAUAUAAAAAUUUACUGAAAAUCUGCUUCUGCCACCGCUUGCUGCUUGAGUUGGGUGUAUUUGUAGACACCCGUAACAGACAGGUAUCAGGUAGAGAUAGUUGAAUUCACAUGCUUCAAAUUGCUUCAAUGUCAAUCUCAUUUUUUUCAAGAUGUCCAAGGCUCUCUUUGAAAAGGAAUUCACCACCCACAGCAUACGAAGAUCAGCAGCUCGAUGGGCAGCCCGUUGUGGGGCAGAUGAUAGUACUAUCAAAAGAGCGGGAAGAUGGUAAGUAUUUUCUUUUGUCCCCAUACAGGACAACAGCAAAUUUCAUUUUUAAGUAAACAUAACUUUGUGAGGGUAAGGGUGUGGUUCAUUCACGAGGCAAUUGUCUCGCGCUUAUCUAAAUAUUCUGAAAUGUUUCUUUCAGAGACUCUGCAAUAUUUUCAUAUUGAUAGACUAUAGUGCACAUAUGCAUGUAAUAUUAUACUGAUAGAACUGUCCAUGUAUUUAUUUAUUAUGCAUUGAAAAAGAGGGUUUUAUAAUCAGUUUUGAUUUUUCACAGUUUCCACAGAAACUGUAUUUAACAUCAUUUCAUGUAAGUAAGUAAGAAAACUGAGCGAUGGUUAGGUUCAAAACAAAGAGAUUCUAUUGCGCUUCAGUAAAAUCCAACUAAGCCCACUAGUAGCGAAAAAAGCGCCGCCUGUUUGGCAGCAAAAAAGGAUUAAAGUCUAGCUUUAAGUAGCUAAAAUUUUUUUAUUCUCCAUACUUUUGAGUAACUAGUCGGAUUUUACCAAAACAAUUAUUCCUCUCGCCCUCAUGGCCUCUGAGUCAAUAGCCCAUUCGGCUUUCGGCCUCAUCGGCUAUUGACUCAGAGCCCAUUCGGGCUCGAGGAAUAAUUGUUAACUAGUCGUUGCUUGUCAUUAAAUCACUUAAUUCCCGCAGCAAGCAGAUAAAAUCGCAGGUUUCCAGGCUUCACAAAACUUUGAACACGUGGUCUCUCUAGAGAGCUGUUUUUGAAUGUAGCUAUCAAGUCAAUUGGAACAAGCUUAGAGGGGAAAUGCUUAUCAGAUCGGCUGAUGAAUGGCUACUGUGGGCAGUCAGUGGGGGAGAAAAAAUGGCACUGCCUUCUAUUCUGUGCAGUUUACUAGGUCAUCGACUCAUUCACUUGUUUCAUUGAAAUAUGUGUACAUGUACUGAAAGUGUAAUAGUUUUGAGUGAAACAACUAAUUCUAACAUUGUUUCAUUCUAGGAAAUCCAGUGCUUUGAAUUGUACACUCAGGAUGCCAGAGCCGAAAUUAUUAAAGAACAACACGAUGGAAAUGUGCUGUUUGAUCAUAAAUUGUGGAUGUUUAAACCUUUAC
Molecule: messenger RNA, 8433 nt
Organism: Porites lobata
Lineage: Eukaryota; Metazoa; Cnidaria; Anthozoa; Scleractinia; Poritidae
Source: the annotation of a GenBank genome assembly